Messenger RNA from Epinephelus lanceolatus (giant grouper), 6134 nucleotides. It is a transcript of the gene tmem63c, whose product is annotated as transmembrane protein 63C. Gene Ontology annotation, molecular function: calcium-activated cation channel activity. The record is from RefSeq and is a predicted model, not a curated record. Gene Ontology annotation, cellular component: plasma membrane. Lineage: Eukaryota; Metazoa; Chordata; Actinopteri; Perciformes; Serranidae.
UCUUGGUGCUGGAGGAAAAAAACACAGCAUCAGCCCCAUCAUCAGCAGACGCCAGCGAUCAGGAAGCUUUCUGAGGUAUGGUCCUGUGCUGAUGGCGCACUCUGAGCUGUUUGUGACAAGAGCGCCCCCUGUGGAGGGGAGAGCUGUGGAGCUGGAUGUUCUGAGCUUCCUGGACUCUUUUGGGGACGAAAACAGCACCGCAGAGAGAUGCUACCGCUCGCACUCCCGCAGCAGCGUCCUCCAGGGUCUGCCGUUUGGAGGGAUACCCACUGUCCUCGCCAUCAAUGUCGUGCUUUGGAUGUUCCUGUUGCUCAUCUUCUCCUGUCUGAGGAAGGCUGCUUGGGACUAUGGCCGCCUGGCUCUGCUCAUGGAGAAUGACAGUCUCACGUCUUUGUUUUAUGGAGAACCAAGUGAGAAAGAGAAGUCUCCAUCAGAGUCCAGCCCCUCUGACUCUGAGACCAAGGACAUGGGCUUCUGCUCGUGGCUCUCAUCACUUUGCCAUAUGAAGGAUGAAGAGAUCCGUAGCAAAUGUGGCAUUGACGCCGUCACAUACCUGUCCUUCCAGCGCCACAUCAUCCUGCUCAUGACAGUGGUUUGCCUGCUGUCUUUGGCCGUGAUCCUGCCGGUCAACUUUUCCGGGAACCUCCUGGGAGACAGUCCUGAAAACUUUGGAAGAACAACACUGGCUAAUGUUAGCGCAAAGGACAGCUUUCUGUGGCUCCACAGCAUCUUUGCUCUGGUCUACUUCAUCAUCACAUUGCUGUGUAUGGCUCACCACUUGAUCCGGCUGGAGUACAGAGAGGACGAGAAGGUAGCCAGGACACUGAUGAUAACCUCCAUACCAAGAGAGAUUUCUGACCCAGGACUCAUCACCAAACACUUCCAUGAGGCCUACCCCAGCUGUACUGUCACUGAUAUCCGUUUCUGCUAUGAUGUCCACAAGCUGAUGAGGCUGGACUUAGAGAGGCGCAAGGCAAUGAAAGGAAGGCUGUACUUUGCCACAAAGGCCCAAAAGGAGGGAAAGAUCAUGAUCAAGACUCACCCGUGUGCUCAGAUAUUCUGCUGCGACAUCUGUGGCUUUGAGAAGGUGGAUGCAGAACAGUACUACAGCGAGUUAGAAGAGAAGCGUACGGAUGAGUUUAAUGCUGAGAAGAACCGCAUCUCCAUGAAGAGGCUGGGCAUCGCCUUUGUGACUUUUCGUGAUGAGAGGAUGACUGCUGUAAUUGUGAAGGACUACGGUUUCGUUCGCUGCCGCCGCAGACCGCAGCAGUCCAGCAUCACCACUGUGGUGCAGUCGCACAAAUGGGGGGUCGGCUAUGCACCUGCACCUAGUGACAUCAUCUGGGAGAACCUGUCAGUGUGCGGAUCUCGCUGGUGGCUCCGCUGUGUUCUCCUCAACAUCCUCCUCUUCCUGCUGCUCUUCUUCCUCACCACCCCCGCCAUCAUUGUCAACACAAUGGACAAGUUCAACGUCACAAGGCCUGUGGACAGUCUGCGGAGCCCUGUCAUUACCCAGUUCUUCCCAACCCUCCUGCUUUGGGCGUUUUCAGUGCUCCUGCCCUUCAUCGUCUACUACUCAGCCUUCUUUGAGUCCCACUGGACCAGAUCUGGUGAGAACCAAGUAACAAUGCACAAGUGUUUUUUCCUGCUGGUCUUCAUGGUCAUCAUCCUGCCCUCACUUGGUCUGUCCAGCCUGGACCUUUUCUUCACAUGGCUCUUUGAUGUCCAUUUCCUGGAUGAGAAGGAGGUCAAAUUCCAGUGUGUGUUUCUUCCCGACAACGGUGCAUUCUUCGUAAACUAUGUGAUUACAUCCAGCCUGAUCGGCACAUCCAUGGAGCUGCUUCGUAUACCAGCGCUGACGGUGUAUGCCCUCCGCCUCUGCUUCGCCAAGUCCCAAGCUGAGCGCAUUCAUGUCAGACGGAGUCAGGCCUAUGAGUUCCAGUUUGGCCUGGAGUACGCCUGGACCAUGUGUAUCUUUGCAGUCAGUAUGACCUACAGCAUCACAUGUCCCAUUAUAACGCCCUUUGGUCUCCUCUAUGUGAUCCUGAAGCACAUGGUCGACCGAUACAACAUCUACUAUGCAUACGUUCCCACCAAACUCAGCCAGCGGAUCCACAGAGCAGCCAUCAGCCAGGUUAUCCUGGCUCCCAUCCUCUGCAUGUUCUGGCUGCUCUUCUUCUCUGUGCUCAGAUUAGGUCCAACGCAUCCCAUCAGCCUCUUCACCUUAGUGUCCCUGCUCUCCUGUAUUGCCUUCUCCCUCUUCCGCUUGUGCCUUAGGAAGCAACCAGACAAGUCGACAAGCUACCAGAUGUCUGAUCAGCCGGCAGAUGGGACGUUCAGUGAUGGCGACAGAUCUACUGUAACAUCCACCACUGCCUCCAGUCUGUUUGUGGCGUCCGUGCUGCUGGAGCCAGAGCUGGCUUUGACUCCCAUGCCCUCCCCGGCCCACCACAGCUACGGCGCCAUGGCCAGCUCCCAGAGUUCAAGCCACGGCCCAGCAGAGGAAGAGGAGUGCGAGGAGGACCACGCCCAGACUCAUGAGACUGAGCUCCAAGAUCCCCCAGACCCCUACUGCUCCAGCCCACUUAUGGACAGCCCCGUUGGGUUCCACUAACGCCAAAUCCCCCACGAGCUAAUUCCACGUGUCCUUCACCUGUGGAUUGCUAAACGCCGCAAUGCUGACCUCAGACUCCAACUUAGCUGCCUCAGACCCUGAGACCAGACUGGGCUUGUUAGAGAGGAUGGGGAAGCUGAUGUGGAAAGAAGCUUAAGAAUACAGGAGCACGAUCCAUGUAAACAUCACUAUCUAUAUAUAUAGACAGCAGUUUGCCAAAACAUCUUGUGAACCUGUCUCAUGGACACAAACAUCAGUCUCCACAGAAGACACAUCCCUAAAUGUACAGAUUAUUUUAGUUAAACUAUUGGAUGCUCUGUGACAGGGAUUCUUCUUCUAUGGCUUCAUUUGCAAGUUAAAAAGGUUAAAAGAGACUGGGGUGGAAUUGCCUUGGGGUUGCUAUCACAGAUACUCUGUUCAUACUUGCCACUUGGACAUGAGCGGAGGUGAAAGUUCCCAUCAGAGUGGGUGGUGUGAGCAGGCUCGCCCCAGCAGACUGACAGAGUGGUCUGGGCGCGGGUGAUAUCUGGUUCCUCGGCAGCAGAGCUAGAGGAGGCUGAGGGUGAGGGCAGCUAGUUGUGAAGCCAUCUGCAGUGAGAGAGCAGACAGACGGAGGGCCAAGAUGUACUGUAAUAUAUGUACACUCUCUCCAAGGAGGCACAAGCAGCUUGACUGUACCUGCAGCUUGUUGUAACUAUUAUCAAUUUAAGGUUGCUAUUUUUGCUACAGUAUUUUUGGUGUCAUUGAUAUUGUGCUUUGGGUUUGGGGCGUGGGCUACUGGAGGUUGUAUAAGGAUUUGCAGAGCUGUCCCAUCUUAAUCAGACUUUUCCCUUAUUAUGCUGUUUUGACUAUGUAUGUGAUCCAAUUAAAUUUUUGUUUAUUAUUUUAAAGGAAUAGUUCAACAUUUUGCUUAGACUGGUUUGCUUAAUGGCAGAGAGUUAGAUGAGAAAAUCGAUACCAAUCUUAUGUCUGUACGGUACACAAGAAGCUACAACCAGUUAGCCUAGCUUAGCAUGAAGACUGGAAACACUCACGUCACUACAGUAACUUAUUGAAUUCUACUUGUUAAAAAGUAGCAACUUCAGAGACUGAAAAUGAAGCCGACGCAGUGCUGAAAACUGCAGUUCCUCAAAUGGCCACUUGAGGCUGGCUCCAAAACAGUCUCCACAGACCCCCAUGUUACAAUGCCCAACUUUACAGUAGAAAUAAACAUGUUUACAGCCUAGUACAAAAACUUUUCCGGUCUUUAUAGCUAAUUCCAACAUUAAUGACAACUGUAUGUUUGUGAGUUUGUAUUUAACUCACCCAUUCACUUUUUUCUGAACGCCUAAAGUUACAUAUAAUUAAGGGUGGAGCCGGUGGAGUGACCGGCUGUCUGCAAGGCUUCACCACAGUCUAUGAGUCAGAUCCACCCCUCGCUCCUCAACAGCUCCACAAUCUUUCCAAAUAUGGUUACCUCGGGUCACUUAUGACUCCAAAAAUCAAAGAAAGUGAUGGACAUAAUGCGGAACAGGAGUCCAUUAUUUUUAUACAGUUUAUGAUUGUCACCAAGCCCCAAAUAAGCGUGCCAGGCUUUGAAGCCAAUUUUACAUAGUGGCCAAACAUAGAAUUACAAUGUCAGGGUCUGUCACUUGAUGCCAUGGGCUCAAAAAGACUUUCCCGCAGACUUAAAUUGUGAAAGAAACGUCUGUAAGUCAGUGGAUAAAUGUUUUUGAGUGUCACAACCCCUGCAAAAUGAGUUGUUUAACUAUUGGGAUAUGAUACAGCCGAUCCGAUAACAUUCGAAAGUCGAGAAGAGCCACACAAUUAAAUCAUUUUAUCCUCACUCAAGUUAGCAGAGUGCUAAACUGAAAGUUAGCCGCUGCUCUAUGGAAAAUUCAAGUAAUUUCAUACCACAAAAAUCAAGCUUUAUCAGCUUCAUGUGCCACUGAGCCCCCCCAAAAAACAUACAUUUUAUACAUUAGUUUUACUAUGAAUUAAACAAAUGUGAUAUAGCAUGUUAUUUAUUAAGCUUUAAAGGUGCUUUAUUGUGCUUUGUUUCCUGUGGACGGAGCCAGGCUGACUGUUUUCCCCCAUUUCCAGUCUUUAUGCUAAGCUAAGAUAAGUUGCUUAUAUCAGAUAGUUUAUAUCAUCUAACUCUCAGCAAGCAAACAAAAUUUGUUUCUUUCCCAAAAUGUUGAACUAUUCCUAUAAGUUGUGUGAGCUAUGGAAAAAUUUGAAGCACAUCCUGAAAUUAGAACAUUUUGAAAAUAUGCUGAAAGUAACUACACUGUAUGUUACCUCUUAAACUAUUAUGUUGCCAUAAUGGCUCCAAUUUAUUUAUUUAUUUGUUUAGUGUUGGUAAAUAUUUGUGCUAAAAUUACAUUUUCUCCCCAAAUACAAACAGUAAAAAUCAAGCACUACCAUACUGUACCAUGGUUUUAGUUGCAUUAAUGUAUUCUGUGUGACACGCCACUGCAUGUUAUGUUGUACAAAUGAGGUAUGCAUUUCUAUCCUUAUUCAUAAUAUCCAGUUUUAAAUGCUAUUUUCAUUGCUUUGCUGUCUGUGUGUUUGCAGGUUUUGUAUUUUGGAGUUGUUUUUAUUUGAUGAAAGUUUUUCUCAUGAAACUGAAUGUAAAGUGAUUGUAGUUCAUUCAUUUCUCUUGCUGUGCCUUGAACAAACACUCCUUUUUGUGUGACAAUCCAGCAUGGCCUGAAAUAUGCUGCAUGGACUGAAAACUAAAGAGUGGAGAAACAUCUAAGAGAUGAAAACACAACAACAAACGGAUAAACAACCCAGAGUAGUGAUUUUCGUCACACAGUCAAUGGGUAGCUCAUUCUGUUAGUCACGAGAGCAGCAGUAGGCUCAUUCCACUAACAUACUGACAAAACAAUCUUCAAGCACUUACUACCAUUUUCUGGAGCUUUCAAACCAUAUCACAUGGUCUUCAUCUGCAAAUUAGUUUGUCACAGAAUUGUGGAUGAUAAAACUUUCCACUUUUCAGUGCAUGUUUAGGAGUUUUCUCCAUGCUUGACAGCACAUUCUUGACUAUGCUAAAAAAGAAAAAGAAAUCUCUACUCGAGGUCCACUUACUUGCUCUUUGUGGAACUUUAAAAGUCUAAUGUGGAGGAUUUAGAGUCAUCCAAUGCUAACAUUAACAUUGUCGCCUCACAGCAAGAGGGUUCCUGGUUCAAAAUUAGGGUAGGAUCGAAUCCCAGGGUGGGGAGUCCUUCUGUGCAGAGUUUGCAUGUUCUCCCCAUGUUUUCUCUGGGUACUCCGGCUUCCUCCCACAGUCCAAAGACAUGCAGGUUAAUUGGUGACUCUAAAUUGGCCGUAGGUGUGAAUGUGAGUGUGAAUGGUUGUCCGUCCCUAUGAGUCAGCCCUGUGGUAGUCUGGUGACCUGUCCAGGGUGUACCCCGCCUCUCGCUCAAUGUCAGCUAGGAUGGGCUCCAGCCCCCGCACCCCCAGGAUAACAGGAUAAGUGGUUACAGAAAACAAAUGUAUGAAUAAGAAUAGUUGUGUGUUUGUUACCUUAGAAUGA